CCCGGCCCCGGGCGCGCCGCCGCUCCCGCCUCCUCCCGCCCGCCGCGUGCUGCGCCGUUGCGUUGCGUUGCGUUCCUGUCCGCGCCGCGCCUGAGGCACCAAGAUGGCUGUUCUCUCAAAGGAGUAUGGCUAUGUCAUCCUCACCGGGGCUGCCAGCUUCAUCCUGGUCAUGCACCUUGCGAUAAAUGUGGGCAGGGCCCGCAAGAAGUACAAUGUGGAGUAUCCAACCAUGUACAGCACAGACCCUGAACAUGGGCGUAUAUUCAACUGCAUCCAGCGUGCACACCAGAACACGUUGGAAGUUUACCCAUCCUUCCUGUUCUUUUUAGCCACCGGUGGACUCUACCACCCGCGGGCUGUCACAGGGCUUGGCAUCACCUGGAUCCUCGGGAGAAUCCUUUAUGCCUACGGCUACUACACAGGAGAUCCCAAGCAGCGCAGCAGAGGGGGCUUUGGUUCAAUUGCACUCCUUGGGCUGGCAGGCACCAGCGUGUGUUCAGCAUGCCGGCACCUCGGCUGGCUGUGCCGUGACUAACCAACCCUCAUGAACCUGCCUGGGAAAGUAAAGGGAGAUUUUGUUCUGUUGGCUUUUAGAGCAUUUCAUUUCCUGGUUGGUUUGGGGUUUUUUUCCCUCUUCAUUCAAUAAAAUGGAAGUUGUCAA
Molecule: messenger RNA, 661 nt
Organism: Colius striatus (speckled mousebird)
Lineage: Eukaryota; Metazoa; Chordata; Aves; Coliiformes; Coliidae
Gene: MGST3
Product: microsomal glutathione S-transferase 3
Exons: 6
Coding region: 104-535 (143 amino acids)
Cellular component (GO): membrane; endoplasmic reticulum; nuclear envelope
Molecular function (GO): glutathione peroxidase activity; glutathione transferase activity
Source: RefSeq, a predicted model, not a curated record